This is a messenger RNA of Vicia villosa (hairy vetch), 423 nucleotides long. RefSeq lists its product as uncharacterized. The record is from RefSeq and is a predicted model, not a curated record. Bases 1 to 423 code for a protein of 140 amino acids. NCBI's taxonomy places the organism in Eukaryota, Viridiplantae, Streptophyta, Magnoliopsida, Fabales, Fabaceae. The transcript has 2 exons.
AUGGUGGUUACCACCACCGCUACUACUCAACAGCCACAAGAAGUAGUUGAAACGCCGAAGAAGCCCUUCAUUCCUUUCUUCCCCAAUUUCAAUUUCAACUUCAAACUCCCUCCUUUUUUCUUCCCACCAAAACAGCACCAUCAGCGUCAGCAUCAGGGUGAGGAAGAAGGAAAGGCUCCGAAUGUUGUGACGUUUCCGAAAACCGAACAAUCUGCUGUUGUUAUUCCUGCGCCUCUUCAGGCUCAACCUGAUUCUCAGAGCCUUUCUGCCAAGACUUCUGAUCCCUUUAAGCUUUACCAGAUUUAUGCAGUAGGAGCAUUCCUUGUUUCGAGUUGGAUUUGGGCAAGGUGGAAUGAGAGGAAGGCUCGAGGGAGGUCUCCGAAUGACGAAGACGAUGGUGCUGGAUCACAGGAAAAUGAAUAG